Lactuca saligna is the source of this 880-nucleotide messenger RNA. The record is from the annotation of a GenBank genome assembly. NCBI's taxonomy places the organism in Eukaryota, Viridiplantae, Streptophyta, Magnoliopsida, Asterales, Asteraceae.
GCCGUAUUUGUGUCUGCGCUCAGAUAAAAACCCUAAUUUCCCACUCUUUCUCUCUCCACCGCUCAACUUUCUCUCUCUCUACGCAAUUCCUCAUUCGGCAGCUCGAGCUUCUCCUAUGGCGACGGCGGGCGACGGUGCGACUCCAUACCAAAGCGGCGGAGCCGGGGGGAAGUUUCGGAAGAAGCCUAUUCGGCGUAGUGGUCUGGCGACACCGUACGAUCGACCUUCUACCGCACUCAGGAACAAGAGCCCUAGCCUCUUCGCGAAACUCGUAGACCCGGCGUCUAGGCUCAUACACGCUGGGGCUGAUAGGUUCUUCGGCGUAUUUCGUAAGCGGCUUCCUUCCAUCGCUGCACCGCGUCCGCCAGAGACCCUUGAAGAACCGGAUCCUAGCACCGAUGAAGGUGGGAAUUUGGCUAGCAUCUCUGCUUCCACUGAGAUAUCAGAGCUUGAGAAUAUUCUGAAACAGAAGACUUUUACUAGAUCUGAAAUCGAGCAUUUGACAGCUUUGCUGCAUGCAAAAGCUACCAACUCAGAUGACGAUGACGGGGAUAAAGCAAAGCUUCCCAGCCCAUCAUCUCAUUUUCUGAGGCUUGAAGCAUCCACAAGCAGCCCACAUAAUAAGCAUGUGGAAGAGAGGGAAAACAUUCAUGCUAUUACUUCAACUCCUGUUGUCACUUCAAGAACAUUUGAAGAGGAUGUUGCUUCACCAGCUGAGCUUGCAAGGGCUUACAUGGGUACAAGAGCACCCAAAGUGUCACCAUCAACCCUGAGAUUUGGCAGCCAAGAUUCAGCAUUGCUUAAUACCACAGCAAUCCUCCCCCAAAACACCCAUCACAUCACUCGUACCAAGAACUACAGGAACCUUCAAAGGUCUUGA